AUGCUACCAAGUAAUCCCACGGCGGAAAACGUACCCCUGUCGUGUAUCAAAGCAAACGUAGCUACCUCGGUGCACCAGCUUUUACCGACUCUUCCAUCCAUUGGAAAGCGAGAUGCUUCGUCAUUCGAGAAACCGCAAACAAAGGUGAAAUCGACGGUGAAACGAUUACUGCCAAACAUCCCCAUGCCGGAGAAGCUCUCUCUGCCAAGUAUUGAGCCGACUGUGGUGAAGGCACAGCUGAAAGGUUGUUCGCGACGACAACGAUUCUUGCCGAGUGUUCCUGUGCUUCCAACGAUUAAGAGACAGCUAUCGCCAGUCCUUGAAGAAAUGGAGGCAACCACGGAAGGUGUUCAUACGGCGGAGGGCGAACAGACGAAAGGAGUUCAUCCUGUAGAGACUGCUCAGUCAAAAGUUCACAGUCCCCCGGAAGGGAACAUGUUGCAAAGUCGUGAGAUGAAACAGAAAGAUAACAGUCUGUUCGAUCCGAAUGAGGAGGCUGUGGCACCAAAGGCUGCAUUGGAGUCAGCGGGAGAGGAAAGGCCUCCGAACCAGAAUGAUUAUUUGCCAGAAAAUUACAGAACAAAGAGGAUAGAAACGAAACAAAAACCAAAGAAGAUUACAAAAGGGAACCAGAAAUGUUUUGAGGAACAAAUGUUGCCAAGUCUUAAACCGAUUGACAAAACAUUUUUGGAAAACCCUAAGACAGCACUGGAACACCAUCCGGGAUUUUUGGUAACCAGGAAGACUGCAAUAAUUAGGCCAAGGGAUAAAGCGCAUCUGGCGUUCUUUCACCCAACAAAAGAGCUGCCUCACAGAAUCCCUAAACUGCCAUUGAAAAAGCUAUUGCCUAGCUUUAGGCAGACACUAGAUGAGUUCCCUAGUCGUCAGCCAAGUAUAGAAAAAGAUAGCUCAGGAUUCACUGAGAACCGGCAGGCCAAGAGCCAACAAAUUUUACGAACAGAGGGACUGCGUAGACUGCAACAUACAGUGGGAUACAUAGGAACUUUGGUAGCCAGGGAAAUGAAAUCAAGUCUGCUGGAAAUUUCGGGGGAGCAACCUCUGACGAAAGAUCAAGAGACAGCAGGGGUGCCAAGAAAGACAACAGUCAAGUCUUUCAGCCCACAAAAUGUAUUGGUAGAAAACAAGUUUUCAAGAACUUCAGCUGUGAGGGGAACGGAAAUUUCGGUAGGGCAGGGUGAAGCGCUAUCACGUCUCCAACGUCCACUAGAAAAUAUUCCUUCAAAACCUUUACAAAAGCGAGCUAGGCGAAGCCAGACAGCUACAGAAACAGAAUUGAUACCUAACGUGAAGCCCCGUCAAAAAGACACCCCAUUGAGCUUUCAACCAAAACCAGGAGGUUAUGCCUUUCGUAACAUUAAACGCGGAGAGUUCGAACAGCUACACCGUCUUCGACUUGUGGCAAACCGAAACUGGGAAAAAGAGGAAGAUUCUGGCGGCAUCUUGACCGUAAAACCAGCUUUACCCGGCAUUCAGUCAGACAAAGAAAACGUGACGAAGGCAAGAUCUCAUCUAUCACAGCCCACGAUAGAGAAAGGCCCUACAAGUGCUCAACCGAGCGCCAAAAGACAGCAGUCUAA
Messenger RNA from Pocillopora meandrina, 1598 nucleotides. The record is from the annotation of a GenBank genome assembly. Lineage: Eukaryota; Metazoa; Cnidaria; Anthozoa; Scleractinia; Pocilloporidae.